Molecule: messenger RNA, 667 nt
Organism: Paramecium pentaurelia
Lineage: Eukaryota; Ciliophora; Oligohymenophorea; Peniculida; Parameciidae
Source: the annotation of a GenBank genome assembly
AUGUAAAAAUCAACUAUCUCAAGUCAUUUCUAAUCAAUAUCUCCUCCUUUUCUUUUAUCAAAACGCUUGAAAUCAGAAGGACCAGAUUUUUUAACUUAGUUGGAUCUUAAUGCUUAAAGAUCUAUUCAAAGAAGAAUGUAACAAAGUGAAUUAUAAAUGACAGAGCCAGAUUAAAAACCUACCUUAAGUAAUUUUCGUAUACAUUUAAUAAGAAUAGAAGCAGAACAUUAAAGUACGUCCAAAAGUUAUUCGAACUAAGUAGCCAUCUCUUCCUUAUCUUAAAUUAGAUGAUAAACAGUAUUAUGAUAAAUGGUACAUUCCUUAUGAUUAGAGAUAUAUUCCAAAAGUUACUAUGACUUAAGAAUCUUAUACAGGUUAUAUGAGUCUUUUAGAUUAGAUCCAUUACACUUCUACAAAAACAUGCAUAAAGGAACUGCUUAAUAUAACCCAUUUGAAAGUUAAUUACCAUAAGAUGUUUAAAGAAGUAUUGAAUAUAAACAGAGAUCAGAAAUAUUAAGAGAUUUAUUAAGAGGAUAGAAAAUGAUUAUUGAAUUCAAAAAGUAUUUAGUACAUAAUGUUAAGAACUUUGGAGCAAAAUUAAUAACGCAUUCCAUAAUUCUUAAAGAAGAUUUUAGAAGAUAAAAAAUUACAAUAGUCUAAAAAGUGA